GCUAUUGAAAUUAGUAAAGAUUCGUCAGCAGAUGAAAUUAAGAUUAAAUCAAAAAAGCAAAAAACUGUACCAAAAGAAUCUAGCUUAUCCGAAGCUGAAAAAUUACAUGCUAUGCAAUCUAUAAUUAUUCCUAUUUCAUAUCCAUUAUUACAAACUGGAGUAGCUGGAAUUAAUCAAGAAAUGUAUAAUCAAUUUUAUUCUAAUUCUUCAUUGCUUCAAUUAAAUAAUUUACGCAAUAGAAAAUUAUCUAUUCCAUCAUUAGAUAAUUUUCUUACACAAGUUGAUAGCGAAUAUGGAAAUACUGGUGAAUAUAUACUGUUUAAAGAUGCAUUUGAGAAUGAAAAUAUAACAACUGAUAUGUUAUCCGAUUUAACUGAUAAUGAAUUUAAAAAAUUGGGUGUUAAUAAAAUAGGGUGGAGAAAAGUAUAA
Molecule: messenger RNA, 429 nt
Organism: Racocetra fulgida
Lineage: Eukaryota; Fungi; Glomeromycota; Glomeromycetes; Diversisporales; Gigasporaceae
Source: the annotation of a GenBank genome assembly